Hemicordylus capensis (graceful crag lizard) is the source of this 2044-nucleotide messenger RNA. Its product is annotated as myosin light polypeptide 6-like. The record is from RefSeq and is a predicted model, not a curated record. Gene Ontology annotation, molecular function: calcium ion binding; structural constituent of muscle. Gene Ontology annotation, cellular component: myosin II complex. The transcript has 6 exons. The coding region runs from base 285 to 920 and encodes 211 amino acids. Lineage: Eukaryota; Metazoa; Chordata; Lepidosauria; Squamata; Cordylidae.
ACAUCCAAGGCUUGGCUGUUCAGAAAGGAUGCUGAGCUGUAGCAAAGUCCGUUGAGAUCUCCCUGUCUUGGAGGGAGGGAGGAACUAGCAUUGCUGAAGGUGACUGGUGCUCCCAUUUUUAGAUGCAUUCCCACUCCAUAGCCAGCUACUCCUCUUGAGCUGACAUCACGGUAUCCACAGAGCUAUUUAAGCUGCAACAAGGCAGGGCCAGCCUGAGCUGGGGAUCCUGCCUACAUCUGCUGGCUGCCCCUCGGCUUCGCUCCCAGUAGAAGGCACAGCGCAACAUGCCCCCCAAGAAGGAUGCCCCAGUGAAGAGGCCAGUACCCCCACCUGCCAAGCCAGCAGCUAAGCCAGCUGCAGCAAAGCCAGGAAGCCCAGCAGCUAAAGCCAAAGCACCAGAGAUGGCACCAGUACCGCCAUCAGCAGAAAAGCCCAAGGAGCCUCCAAUUGACCUCUCCAAAGUGGUGAUUGAAUUCACUAAGGAGCAAUUGGAGGAAUACAAGGAGGCGUUUGGGCUCUUUGAUCGGGUUGGUGAUGGCAAAAUCCAGUUGAACCAGUGUGGAGAUGUGAUGAGGUCCCUGGGCCAGAAUCCCACCAAUGCAGAUAUUUUGAAAGUCCUGGGACACCCCAAACCUGAUGAGCUGAAUUCUAAGCGGGUGGAGUUUGAAGAGUUCCUGCCCAUGUUGCAGACCAUUGACAAGAGCAAAGAUAAAGGCACCUACGAAGACUACCUGGAAGGGCUCAGGGUCUUUGACAAAGAGGGCAAUGGCACUGUCAUGGGUGCAGAGUUGCGGCACGUCCUUGCCACACUUGGUGAGAAAAUGACUGAAGAGGAAGUAGACACCUUAUUAGCUGGACAUGAGGAUGCCGAUGGCUGCAUUAAUUAUGAAGCCUUCCUCAAACACAUCAUGGCAGGCUGAGCUGACAUCAAGAUCAAGGAGUAGGUGCCACAUUUCCAAAUGUAAUGUGUUUUGCAGACCAACCGCAUGCAUUCCCUCGCAUGCAUUCCUCUGCUUAGCAAAUAAAAUUUCCUUCCCUGCAAUCUCUGCAUCAUCAAGCCAUUCUCUUAGGGGCUAUCUUCUGCGACUUUUCAUUUGUGUGUGGUAUUUUCAACAGAGCUGGCCCAAAAAUUUUAAAAGUGAAAAUUGAAGCAAAUUUAAGGGUCCCUCACAAGAAGAAAUAUAUGAGAAUUUUCAAGGGAAGCCAAAUGAGUUUCUAGAAGACAAGUGAAAGUUGGGGGGAGGCACACGGGAUGUCUGCUAGAGACAUUGGGGGUGGAUGUCUGUCUGUACACCCCCAGCAGUCAUACCUUUGUUGCUGCUACAUGCAGUGUCUUCCAAACACACACAUUCACACAGCAAAAAAGACACUCAUAAAAGGUUUGACACAAGAUAAGGUAUAGUAGGUACACUUUUCCACACACCCCCACCAUUUCUAGGUAAAAUUGUAUGUAUGUGUGAAGCAGCCUGGAAGGCUCACCAUUACUACUUGUGAGAAUUCUAGGAUUAAAGAUUGUUGUCCUUAUUAAUAUAAAAUCAGUUCACUGGCAUUAUCUAGUAUCCAUGUGUUUGUUUGCAAAGACUAGCACUACAGAGCUAGUAAAGCCAAGCAGCCAACCAAGGAGUUUCACCUUUCCUUUUGCUUGAAGAGCCACUUCAUCAGGCCCCCUUUUCUUUUCGCAACUUUGAUACUAACAGACUAGAAAAUCACACAUUUUACUUUCUCCCCAGAGCUCCUUAAGGUGGUCUGAACAGCUGUACCUUUCAGGGAGGACACUUCAGCCCAUCACUCCCCAAAGGAGUCAGUAACCCUUUUUUCUAUCUUUGAAUAAAUACCAUCCAACCCUUCCUUUCUCUGUGUGUGCUGCAAAGAAAACUUUAUUCAUACUGCAUUGUGGGAACAUCAAGAAGUUAUCACCUAUGGAACCAGAAGGGGGCACCAGUGAAUUGCAUCCUCCACGACAAAUAAGACCUUACACCUUUUGACUCCACAAACUCAAUCUCCCCCUCCCCGCCUUUAUGGACAAUAAAGUCUUUGGUUUUCA